AUGGCGUCCAAGUUCUACGCAGUCAUCGUCGGAGCCGGCGGAGGCACCGGUGAGCUGCUCUACCCCACAACCUAUCGCAAUGCACCUAUCACGAUAUACAGCAACAGUUGUGCUUCUGUAGCAGCUAGAUUCGCAAAGGCGUAUCCAGUAGUGCUUCUGGCGCGAACAGCCGCGACCUAUGAGGGCAGUGUAAAGGCAAUCAAUGAGGCAGGCGGUAAAGCCAUCGGCAUCAAUGCCGACGCAACAGACCGGGUCUCUCUGGAUGCCGCCUUUGAAACCAUCGCCAAGGAACUGCCGGACCACAAGCUGACUGCCGCUAUCUACAACGCCUCGGGAGGUCUCAAGCCUACGCCCUUCGUCGAGAUUGACCCCCAAGUUCUGGAAGACAGCAUCGAUGUGAAUAUCCGAGGCUUCUUCAACUUUGCGCAAAAGACUCUCCCAUUACUCGAGGACGCCGUGAGCUCCUCUCCACACCCGCCGUCGCUCAUCGUAACAGGCGCCACAGCCUCGGUGAAGGGAUCCGCCAGAUUCGCUACCUUCGCUGCAGGAAAGUGGGCAAAGAGGGCGCUGGCGCAGUCUAUUGCCCGCGAGUACGGGCCUAAAGGCGUACACGUUGCGCACGCCAUCAUCGACGGCGUCAUCACUGGGCCCAGGACUGAGGCGUACACUAGUGUUAACGGCGGUGCGCCCGACGGCAAGAUCAGCGCUGAUUCGAUUGCUGAGACUUAUUGGAGCUUGCACACGCAGCAUCGCUCGGGAUUCACCUGGGAGGUUGAUAUUCGACCCUACGUUGAGAAGUGGUAA
This is a messenger RNA of Daldinia caldariorum, 804 nucleotides long. RefSeq lists its product as uncharacterized. The record is from RefSeq and is a predicted model, not a curated record. The transcript is spliced from 4 exons. NCBI's taxonomy places the organism in Eukaryota, Fungi, Ascomycota, Sordariomycetes, Xylariales, Hypoxylaceae. The coding region runs from base 1 to 804 and encodes 267 amino acids.